AUGGAAAAGCAAUUAUUAGCUUUGCUCACUGUAACACUGUUAACAUCAGCAGCCUAUUUCAUGAACGGCAAAGAUGAGAGUCUUACACUUGAAGGAUAAUUCUCAUCUUGGAAAUAAUAGCAUGGAAAAAGAUACUCAGACUACGAAGAAAUCCAUAGAUUCUCAGUGUUUGCUUCAAAUUUAGCUCAAGUUAUGGAACACAAUUAAAGAUUCGAACUUGGAUAAGAAACCUUCACUUUGGGAAUGAACUAAUUUGCAGACCUUACCCCUGAAGAAUUCCAAGCCUCAUACUUGACACUUAAACCCAGAGCUCCAGAAAGAAAGAAUAUCAAGAGCGUAUCUGGAUUAAGAUUCCCAGAUACAGUUGAUUGGAAAGAUGGAUUGACAGUCAAAAAUCAAGGUAGUUGUGGUUCUUGCUGGGCCUUCUCUGCUGCUGCUGCCCUUGAAGCUGGUUUCCAUCAUCACAAAAAGAAUAAGGUUAACAUUUCUGAAUAAGAAUUUGUUGAUUGCGCCACAGCCAAACUUGGAUAUGAAAGCGAAGGAUGCAAUGGUGGUUGGAUGGAUGAUGCCUUUGAUUACACUCUUAAUUAUGGUGUUACCACUGAAGAAGAAUAUCCUUACAAGGGAGUCGAUUAACCAUGCCCAUCAGAAUUCAAAAAGAAGUACUUCAUUGAUGCAUUUGUUGAUGUUGAACCAUUGAGCUCUGACGCUCUUCAUGAGGCCAUCGCCAAAACUCCAGUCUCGUAAUAUAAUUUUCUAUAUUAUUUAGUGUCGCUAUCAAAGCCGAUGGAAUCUUAUUCCAACUUUACAGCAGUGGUAUCUAUUCCAGAACUUGCACUGCCAAAACUAUUGACGACUUGAACCACGGUGUUUUGGCUGUUGGUUAUGCCAAAGAUUCUUACACUAUCAAGAACUCUUGGGGAGCCAGUUGGGGAGAAAAGGGUUACAUGAGAUUAGCUCUUAUCGCUGCCAAAGAAGGACAAUGUGGUAUUCAUUGGGUUCCAUCAUAUCCAGUCCUUUGAUAUUAAUCAUAUAAUGUUUAAUUAAAUAUUCAAAUUU
Paramecium octaurelia is the source of this 1059-nucleotide messenger RNA. The record is from the annotation of a GenBank genome assembly. NCBI's taxonomy places the organism in Eukaryota, Ciliophora, Oligohymenophorea, Peniculida, Parameciidae.